Hippopotamus amphibius kiboko is the source of this 771-nucleotide messenger RNA. RefSeq names its product disintegrin and metalloproteinase domain-containing protein 25-like. The record is from RefSeq and is a predicted model, not a curated record. Gene Ontology annotation, biological process: male gonad development. The transcript has 2 exons. NCBI's taxonomy places the organism in Eukaryota, Metazoa, Chordata, Mammalia, Artiodactyla, Hippopotamidae. The annotation marks the transcript as partial. Gene Ontology annotation, cellular component: sperm head plasma membrane; external side of plasma membrane; plasma membrane.
AUGGCUAAAUAUGCUGGCCCCAGCAGAGCUGCGGGUGAGUUCCUGGUGUAUAUGCAGGUCACUCUCCUGAUGCUCUGGCUGAGAGUACUUCUCUUCCUUCCUGGAUGGCCCCAGGUUGGACACUUCCAAAGACUUGGUUCCCCAGAACUGGUGGUUCCCUUGAGGGUAACAGACACUGGCAGAGGCGUGAAGUCUCACGGCUGGCUCUCUUACCAACUGCAUUUUGGGGGCCAGAGACAUGUUGUUCACAUAAAGGCCAAGAAGCAUUUUUUGUCCAGAAACUUCCCAGUGUUCACCUACACAGACCAGGGUGCUCUCCUGGAGGACCACCCUUUUGUCCAGAAUGACUGUUAUUACCGUGGUUAUGUGGAGGGGGACACAGAAUCUCUGGUUUCCCUCACUACCUGCUUUGGGGGCUUUCAAGGAAUAUUACAGACAAAUGGCAUCGUUUACGAAAUUGAGCCCAAAAGGCUUUCUACUACAUUUGAACAUCUAGUAUAUAAGAUGAACGAUGAGGAGACAGAACUUCCACCCAUGAGAUGUGGGUUGACAGAUGAAGAAAUAGCAGCACAACUGAAGUUUCAAGAGAGCAUUAAACCUACUUUGAUGCAAAGUGACUACGAAGGCUGGUAUAGCCACAGGUAUUUUCUUGAAGUGGCAGUGGUUGUAGACUAUACUCGAUAUGUUCAUCACGAAAGUAAUACCUCACUUGUGCAAAAUGAAGUAUGCCUUAUUUUCAAUGGAGUAAACAGUAUGGUUCUGGCACAAAAA